UAUCUAAGAACUGCAGUCGCCAGUAGUAUUUUGUACUCGAUUACAGUACAGCUGGAAUUUUUAUUCAUGUCAGUAUUUCUUUUUUCCACGGUGUACCAUUAUGAGCACCUCAAGUCCAAAUCGCAAAGCUGAUCCUGUUGUGGAUGCAAAUUCAACCGAACGCUUUCGAGCUCUGUCUCCACCUGGAUCGACCAUUCUAAGCACAUCUACUUAUGAGUACAAAGAUCCAUCGCAGAGGCAGGCGGAAGCGUACAAAAAGGCACUGGCUGUACUUCGACCGCGGCGGAAAGAGAAACUGAUAUUGAAACCACCCUUCCCUGUAACCGGAAGCGAAGUCUACGCGUCAAAUAAACCGGAUUUAUUACAAUCAAACCGACAUGACAGCCAGAAGGUCGACAAGAAAUUUGUCACUCUGUCCAGCAUCACUGAGCCGGAUACGGUUAACGAAACAUCCACACCACCAUCGGCCGAUAGUAGCACAGUCCCUGAACAACGCUGGUCACACACCAUUGUAGCGGACAUCCAUGAACCAGUGAUCGACCGAGUAUCCACGAUUACGGCAGAUUCCGAUUUUGGAUAUGAGAUCGAAUCGAUGGACAAUAUGAGGCAGCUAUCGGAUGCUGGUGAACUGUUGCCCACUUCCGACUCACGGACGGUCAAGGAUGACUUGCGUUUACAGCCAGGGUAUUCCCGGGCGGCAAGUGCUACCUCGGAUUUGGCAACGGAACCGACCACCCUUACGGUCACCCCCAGUCCGCGACUUUCAGUUGCUUCUUCGGUACAUCAAAAAGCGCCUCCAGCAGAACAGAAUGUGCAAAAGCGCACAGCAAAAACAAUUGUUGAAAGCAUGGAAAAUAUUGAAAAAGUUCCUUCUAGUGAUCUCGCUAUCCCGCCAGCCUAUCGAAAAACCUAUGCGGCUAUGGAAAAAAGAAAGAAAUUCUCGGAUACUCCGAAAUCCAAUAGCUCAGAGUCUAAGGAAUCGAUGGACAAACGAAACAACUCUACGAAAGACAUUGAUUUCGAAAAACCGCGGCCCUCGAUCGUAAAAGAAACAGACAAGAGAGAAGAGGCAGAAAAGUUAAAGUCUCUUCAGGUUGCUGAUGUCAAAAAGAAAACGAAGGCCAUGACAUAUUUAUCAAUAGAAGAAAAGGAUCAUAGAGUCAAACUGCUGGCGUCAGUCCCAGAGCACAGUGAUAUAACCGUAAAGGUCAACGGGCUGCCAGCCGAUCACGAUGGCAGGCCAGACAAUUAUUUCGGCAAAACCGACUCGGAUUCGGGACUUGUUACAUCGCCUGUGGAAGAGAAUUUGCCUCAACUGUUAGAACUGUCCUCCAAGAAUUUAAAUGGCACCCACACUUCGGGAAAACCGGCAUGGCCGACACUGGAGCCUUCACUGCAGCCUGAACUCUUUCCGGUCGUUAGGAACGAAAUGCAGAUGGCUGAUAUUCGGGAACAACUGGAUGACAUGAAAACCGCUCUGUCACAACUGCAAAAGGACAUUUGGCAGACGGGCAGUCGUCUCGCACUACGGCAACAAAAUCCGAUGACAGGGCCCCAGAAUCUCCGCCCAGCUUUUAACCGGAACCGGUCCGUUGUGGGCAGUCGAACCAGUCUCGCCAGCGCCGGACUUAACUCGCGACCGACAUCCCCACCACCUCCUGUAGAUCGUUCCGGCUCAUCCAGCAAAAAACCCGAACCAGAAAAGUUCCAGUUCGGUAACCUUUUUACGGAAAAAGUCCCCAAAGCUCAACUUGAAGCCCAAAAAAGCCGCAAUCAAGAACUGGAACAAGAAAACCAGUAUUUGCUCAACGAACUGCGCCGCUAUAGAGAACAAAAUGCGUCACAAGUUAACCUUAUCCUUAGCAAGCUCAAUGUUUUCCGCGCGAAAAUCCUAGGAGAAGACUUGACCGACUUGGACGUUGCAGAGCCGGGAAUAAACUUGGGUGAUGAUGGAAAAUACAGCCACGGAAGACAGACCUUUCCGUCCAGAGGCGAGCUAAAAUCGAGAGGGGCUCCAUCGGAUAGUAUUCCUGUUGAUGUCAUGAGCGACCUUAAAGCCGACCGCGACAGACUGGCGGAGAUAUUAGCGUCUUUUCAAAGCCGAAUGGAUGCUGAAAAAGAUGUUUUGAAUGUGUUGCUGGAGCAAGUUAAAAGCAAAGAAAACAAUGACAAAGCACAACAAAAAGUCACUACUCAGAACCUGGAAGAAAUCUACCGAAAAAUGGCCAGCCUGGAGCGGACACAAGCUAUUCUUGCCGAAAAUGUUUGGCGUCACUGACAACAAGGCUCGACCAAUAAUUACAAAAAUAGUUAGUGCGUUAAAAUGGCUACUAAAAUCGUUCUCUAAGUUCAUUUUGAAUUUUCAGUGCUUUUAGCAGCAUACGUGUAUCUGCAGUUCCUUUGAUGUUUCCAAUAAAUAUCACCUCCAAUGUUUAUAUGGCGUAUAGAAUUUUACGUAGUCAUCUACAGCAUUUUUGGACGUCCAAAACUUUUUCAUGUCUUUCCGCUGGAAUUGUUUCCAUGUCUGCAGCGCUAGCCAUUCACUGGCAAUGACAUCAUCCGUAGGAAUGGCAUCCUCCAGAUCCGCCUUCAACUCUUCAAGGAAUUGCAACCGCAUGGCCUUCUCGAAUACGGAAUGCGGAAUGGUCAGGCAUUCGACCGCGGAGACUGUGAUGAUAUGCGCCCGUCGCAGAUCCUCUCCGACGCCGAAAUAGUCCCCUUCUUUCAGCUCUGUAAUAUGCAAGUGAUGUCCUUCUAAUUCGCUAUGCCGGCUAAGAGAUUGAUGAGGCAACCAUCGGCGGGGGUCGUCUGGCUCAAGAGCCUAGUAAAAGUAAUUUGCCAGUUAAAAUUGUGCCGGGAAGCAUGAUCGAAUAUUUACCGGCUGCUGAAGUUUAUAAACUGCUUCAUACAUUUUUUUAUUAUACUCUUCAACCUUUUACUACCUAAUCCGUUUUUAAAUAGUUGCGUAGUAUGUCAUUAAUCCAUUACCAAGCGUUCGCUUGAUAGCUGUAGCGUGCCUGACUGCCUAGAAAUAUCAUUUUGAGAAAAACCAGUUGUAGUAGUACCUGAUAAAUGCAGUGCCUUUUAUCGUUGUCCAGAUAGCUUUUUUCGAAGAUAACGUCUUUC
Molecule: messenger RNA, 3126 nt
Organism: Paramacrobiotus metropolitanus
Lineage: Eukaryota; Metazoa; Tardigrada; Eutardigrada; Parachela; Macrobiotidae
Exons: 8
Coding region: 101-2278 (725 amino acids)
Source: RefSeq, a predicted model, not a curated record